CUGAGGCUUCCCGUUGCCUGUGGGGAUUCUGGGGAAUUUGUGAUGACAGCACCUCUCCCUCUGCGGAGGAGUUGCCUUGAAUAUCCAAGGAAAAGCGCAAAGAGAGACGCUUUUGAAGGCUGAGCGCGUCUGCGUGCACGUUUCUUGUUUUUUUAGUGGGACCUUAGACAGUUUUCACGCUCCUCAUCAUGACUUUGACGCCUGUUGGACUUCCCAGCACAUUCUGAAGGACUCUAAGGAUGAUAGGCACAAAGUGCUAAUUUGGACAGAGGAACCAGUUCAGUCCAAAUGGUGGAACAUGGCAGUUUCUGGCAUUAUACAAAGGCACUUUGGAGUAUUCCUUAUGGCUAGCUCUAAACUGUAGAUUGAAACAUGGACAAUCGACCCAUGAUGACCUUUAGAAGGACAGCGGUCAUCAGCAUUGCAAGAGGCCCCCAAAAUGACUUUCUCAGUAGAGCUUUCAAUGGCAGACUCAGCCAUGGAUGGAAACCUGACAUUAAAAGAUAGUUCCAAUUCACUAUUAUCUGUUGACCAAACACCACUUGAGCUGAAGAACAAAUAUUCAUUAGAGAAGAUCAAUCAAAUUGUACCAGUGCUAGUCAGCAAGGAUGGACCUUGUCUUCAAAUCACAAAUCUUCUCACAGAAGAAAAGACAAAGGAAUGCAUCAAACAUAAAAGCACUUCUGCUCCAAUAUCAAGCCCAAAACAUGAGAUGAAUGGCAUUUUUCAUGAAUCCGACCUCCAAACUGGACAGUGAUACAGGGUUUUUGACUUCCUUCAGAUAGUUCAGUGACCAACAGCCUUGAUGUAGAUUCCUCAAACACCUUGUCUACUUCUUAUCCUUUCUCUAGUUUGACAGUAAGAUCCAUUUCAGACCCCGCUUACUCUUUUGCAUCCUUCUCCAUUGGGACCGUCCCACCUUGAGCACCCAUAUUCUGCUCCUUUGUCAGUCCCUAAGGGUACCGAUCUACCACGAAUCAUCAAACACAAGCCCAGCUCCAUUACCUUUGCAGAUUAUGACAGCUUUUUGGGUGUUAUCCAGAAUGCCCAAACCAAUGAGAGUUCAGAAGGUUGUGAGACCUCUUCUGAAGAUGACAGCCAUGGCGAUGAGGUGUUCCCAGAGAGCAAAGAGUUUCUCCCUGGCUCCAGACGAAAUAGGGGUGGAUUGGAGAACCAAAGGAGAAAAGGAACCAUGUGGACAAGCAAGUACAAAAGAAAGUUCCAGCACCAACCUCCCACCGACCAGCACCAGCAGUUAUGAGGCAGAGGAGGAGAGUAGUAGUACAGAGGAGUCUCCUCAGGUCCUGUCUCCAUGGUCUGAAUCUAUGACCCAGCUAAUAAAGAGAUUAGAUCAGCUCAAUCUGGAUAUAGAGGAAGCGCUCAGUGCUGGCUCCUCCCCCUCCGACACACCCAACACCGCCAGGAGACACACCGCUAAUGACAGAGCAUUCCUGCAGAGCGGAGUUGUGGGGGUGAACCAGUCCCUCAACUGGAACAACAUGGCCAGAAGAACCGACACGAAGGAACGGCACGGCCAAGAAAGACUUGUGGGAGCCACUUCCUCUCUGGGGAGAUCACAUGGUAAAAAGACAGAGAUGUCCAUCAAGAAGAGGCAUGGAGGUGCAGAAAUCGAGGCAAAGGAAGCUUGUGACUGGCUACGGGCGGCAGGAUUCCCCCAGUACGCCCAGCUCUUUGAAGAUUCUCAGUUUCCAAUUGAUAUCUCUCCUGUGAAGAAAGACCAUGACUUCUUGGACAAAGACCUUGUGGAACCUCUAUGCCGGCGACUAAAUACGCUGAACAAGUGUGCCUCUAUGAAACUUGAUGUAAACCUUCCCAAGAAAAAAAGUGAAGACUCAGAUGAAGAUGACCUCUUUGCCAUCAGUGACAAAUGGACCUUUGAAUGGAGCAGUCGCCGUUGGUCCAGGCUCCAAGACAUUGAUUGCCUGCUGAGGGGUGUGGAAAACAAGAAUUCAGGGGAGAACUCUGCCCUGAGGACAACAACCAGCAGCGAGAGUGUUCUAACAGAUUUGAGUGAGCCGGAGAUCUCCUCGCUCCACAGCGAGAGCAGCGGUGGAAGCGGCGGUAUUCCUGCGCACAGUGCGGAAGACUCUGACAGCUCGCACCGCACCUGCUCGGACUCCGCAGCCAUGCCCGACCACACAUCACUAGGCGUGGCCCAUCUCUCUUCAGAUAUUUCGAGCUACAGUUCGCUGCCUGUAAAGCAUGCCAAGCGAGGACGGACACGAGCUAAGGAGUUCUUACGCCGCAUGGAGGCUUUGCAGUUGCAGGGAGCAAUGGGUGGCGGAGGGAACAGGAGUCUUGUAAUAAGUGCCCCGGUUCUCCAACAAGAACCCCAGGCUGUGAAAACUCUCCGUUGUGUGGAGAUCAUCAAUUGUGAUAUGCGUCUAGCGGAGCCACCUUCCGGCAUGGGGUUGCCAUCCCAGUCCAGCAGUGAAGGGAGCAGCAGCCAGUCCAGCGGGAGUGCCGUCAGUACGCCAAACCUGAAGGAACGCAACGUCCACCGGGCCAAUCACAAGCGGAGCGGGAUGUACCUGGAGGACUUGGAUGUGUUUUCCAGUCUCAUCCAGGGUAAGCGUGUGGCCGAGCAGAACCGCCGCAAUGAGUUCCGCUCCUACGAGGACCUGGUGGUGCAUAUCCCUAAAGAUCACAAACCUGGAACCUUUCCCAAAGCUCUGUCCAUUGAGAGUCUUUCACCCUCAAUGGCAACCUCCAUCAACUGGCACUCUGCAAGCACGGACUCGGAUGUCCAACGUCCACCCAGCAUCAAAGAACCUCGCCCCAUCACACAGUGCUGCACACGAGGUAGUCGGAUCAGCAUUUACGACAACGUACCUGGCUCACACCUCUAUGCCAGCACUGGUGACCUCAUAGACUUGGAAAAGGAAGACCUUUUCCCACAUUUGGACGAUAUUCUGCAGCAUGUUAGUGGGCUGCAACAGAUCGUGGACCACUGGUCCAAGAAUGUACUGCCCAAUAGUGAAAAUGCAGUGAAGGAGCGAGUUGAUUUUAAUGGAGAGAGACAAGGGGACCUGCAGUCAUCUAGCCAGAUCACGCUGGACUUUGAGGGGCAUUCAGUGCUGGAGGGUCAGGCCCUCAGUGAUGUAGACAGGGAUGGGGUGUCGCUUAAUGAAACAGAAUCCACUGGAAUGAGGGAAAGGAGAGACUCUGGUGUUGGGGCUUCUCUUACCAGACCAAGACGCUUGCGAUGGCCGAGCUUCCAAAUUUCCAACCGCCUCAGCCAUUCGGUCGCCUCCCUCCAGAUCUCCAGCCAAUCUGCCGCCCAGCUUAGUCUGCUACAGAAAUUUUCCUUGCUCCGUCUCACUGCUAUUAUGGAGAAGUACUCCAUGUCCAACAAACAUGGCUGGACCUGGGCUGUGCCAAAGUUUAUGAAGAGGAUGAAGGUUCCAGACUACAAGGAUAAGAAUGUGUUUGGGGUUCCACUGAUUGUGCAUGUGCAACGCUUCGGUCAGCCUCUGCCUCUUGGCGUGCAGCAGGCUUUGCGCUACCUCAGGAGCCAAUGCCUUGAUCAGGUGGGUCUUUUUCGCAAGUCUGGAGUUAAGUCUCGUAUCCAAGCUCUCAGACAGAUGAAUGAGAGUUCUCCAGAAGAUGUCAACUAUGAAGACCAGUCUGCAUAUGAUGUGGCCGACAUGGUUAAACAGUUCUUCAGGGAUCUGCCUGAGCCACUUUUGACCAGCAAACUUGGUGAAACCUUCCUCCACAUUUACCAAUAUGUGCCCAAAGAGCAGCGCUUACAGGCUGUGCAGGCGGCCAUCAUGCUGAUGUCAGAUGAAAACAGGGAAGUAUUGCAAACACUGCUCUGCUUCCUGAGCGAUGUCACUUCCGUGCAAGAGAAUCAAAUGACACCUAUGAACAUCGCAGUUUGUUUGGCACCUUCGCUUUUUCAUCUCAACAUCCUGAAGAAGGACAAUCUUACACCAAGAGCUAUGCAGAUGCAGAAAAAGUAUGCUACAGGGAGGCCAGACCAAAAGGACCUGAAUGAAAACCUGGCUGCCACUCAGGGCCUGGCACACAUGAUCACAGAGUGUAACCACUUGUUUGAGAUUCCACAUGAAAUGGUGACACAAUCGCGGAACUCUUACGUGGAGGCGGAGCUUCAGGCUCCCACAAUCGAGGAGCUCUGUAAGCGGCAACAUCAAGAGGAAGAGGGGGAAGAUGAAGGCUCCUGGCCUGCAUUCAUAGAGGCCAGACUGCAGGGUCUCCUCAAAGAAUCACGGGAAAAGGCCAAAGGUUGGGUAUCCUGCCAGAGCACCGGUAACACCGAGCUGUCCUAUAAGAAGGUGGGUGAUGGGAACCCUCUUCGACGUUGGCGGGUCUCGGUGGAGGUGGAGGCUCCUCCUUCUGUGGUUCUGAACCGUGUUCUUCGGGAACGGCACCUGUGGGACGUGGAUCUGAUGAAUUGGAAAGUGUGUGAGGUCCUGGACAGGCAGACGGAAGUGUUCCAGUAUGUCCUCAACUGUAUGCCCCCACAUCCCAGCAGAGACUUCGUAGUGCUCAGGUCAUGGAGGACAGAUCUGCCACGGGGGACGUGUUCUCUGGUGUCUGUGUCUAUCGAGCAUGAGGACUGUCUGCCUGUAGGGGGCAUCAGAGCUAUAGUGAUGGAAUCCAAUUACUUACUGGAGCCCUGUGGCUCUGGCAAGUCCAGACUCACCCACAUCUGCAGAGUGGACCUGAAGGGGAGAUCUCCAGAGUGGUAUAACAAAGCAUUCGGACACCUUUGCGCCGCCGAAGCUGCUCGUAUUCGCAAUUCCUUCCAGCCGAUCCAAACAGAGGGUCCAGAAACAAAAAUUUGAGCCGUGCUAUCAUUCUGGGAAAUGAAAUCUCAGUUCUGUGACUCUGAAUACCAUGAAAACUUUCUGCAGCUCUUUGCCUCUUUUGCACAAUGAGCAGAGUUGCCUGGUCUGGGAAAUAAACUCAAAUGGGAAUGUCGUCAACUUACCAAUGUACCUUUAGCUGGUCCCUUUUUAAUAUUAUCUUAUUGUAAUUAUUGUUAUUUGUAUUAUAAUUAAUUAUUUUAUUCUUUUAUAUGAUCUUAUACAAUGUAUAGGACACCUAAGCUCUUAAGUGCUUCUGGGAAGCAUAUAUGUUAUUUAAUUAACAAAAAAAAGCUAUAUUUGCACAUGCAUGCACCGCAUGUCCAUGUAUGUGUUUGUUUGUAUUUGUGUGUACGUGUGUAUCUACACACAUCUUGUAUAGACUAUAUAUAUAUAUAUAUAUAUAUAUAUAUAUAUUUAAAUGCUCAUGUAGUACGAACAUUUUGCAUAUAUGUCUUUGAUAUCUCCUUUUGCACAGAUAUCAGUGUAAUUCAUAUAGUACAAAAUGUUACUCAGUUGUAAGCUGGGUUUAUUUUGCUUUUUCUGUUUUAUUUUAAUGUUUGUCCAUGAAUGGGUGUAAUAUUAUGGAAUUUUUACUUGCUUGUUUUAAAGGAUGGACAAAAUGACUUGGGUUUGAUUUUUUUUCAGACCUGCUAUAAUAGUACUGGAUUACAUUAAUGACAAAGAGACAAUGAUUUUUAAUUAAACUAUGUAAAUGAAUUAA
Molecule: messenger RNA, 5577 nt
Organism: Megalobrama amblycephala (Wuchang bream)
Lineage: Eukaryota; Metazoa; Chordata; Actinopteri; Cypriniformes; Xenocyprididae
Gene: stard13b
Product: StAR-related lipid transfer (START) domain containing 13b
Exons: 18
Coding region: 1017-4832 (1271 amino acids)
Biological process (GO): signal transduction; actin cytoskeleton organization; regulation of Rho protein signal transduction
Molecular function (GO): GTPase activator activity; protein binding; lipid binding
Source: RefSeq, a predicted model, not a curated record